AUGGCUAAGCCUUCUGAAGUGGACGUACUGAUCAUUGGCGCUGGGCCAAGUGGUUUGGCCGCUGCUACAUGGUUUUCCCGCUUAGGCAUAAAGACCCGGAUCAUUGACCAGAGGGGCACGCGGACACUCGCCGGCCGCGGAGACGGGUUACAUGCUCGAACAGUUGAGAUCUUGGAUUCAUUUGGCUUGGGAAACGCCCUGCGCGAGACUGGAUGUCAGCUGGACGAUUUUGUCGUCUGGGGACCCGAUGGCCAUGGCAACAAGCGUCGUCUAGACCGACAGCCAGUCUGGGGCAGUGAAACAAGCCUGAUCAAACCUUACAUGGCGCACCAGGGACAUUUGGAGGCCAUUUUCCUCGAUGGGUUGAAAAGAGCUGCCGACCCGAUCGAAGUGGAGCGGGCCGUGAAACCCAUCAACAUGAAGAUCGAUGGUCGCGGGACCUCAGGAUUCGGAAUCGACUUGGACGCACACCCGGUCACGGUCACGGUCAAGCAUCUCAGCGAAGAAGAGGCGGGCUUUUGGCCCAGUAAUGCGCAUACAGUCCUACCGAACGGCCUCACGAGGGACGAGCCCAGUACCAAGAUCUGUCCGUCCAUUUGUGACGGCGCGUACCAGACGACAUUCCAGACGACAGGCAAGGAGGGAAAAACUGAGACGAUCCACGCCAAGUUCGUCUUGGGAUGUGAUGGUGCUCACAGCUGGGUUCGUCGCCAACUUGGCAUCCGGAUGGACGGAUCGGCCAGUGACAGCGUCUGGGGAGUCAUAGACGUGCAUUCGUCGACAGGGUCCUAUCGUGUCAAGCAAGCACGAACCCAUUGUCACAUCCCGCGAGAGAACGGAAUGAACCGAUUCUAUGUUCCGCUGCACGGGGAUAUCGGGGAGAAGGACUCGUUCGCAGAGCUGGCCGAUCCGUCGCGUCAACUUUGUAAGAAGAUCAUGGCCAUCGCUCAGGGAGCCUUCCAUCCCUAUACCUUGGAAUACGAAUACUGUGACUGGUACACCCUGUACAAAGUGGGCCGACGUUCUGCUUCGGCAUAUGGCGACCCAACCCGUCGUGUCUUCAUUUUUGGUGACGCAUGUCACACCCACACGCCGAAAGGAGGCCAGGGCAUGAAUAUCAGUAUGCAGGACUCAUAUAAUAUGGGCUGGAAGAUCGCGGGAGUGCUCAAAGGCCAGCUCCGACCAGAAGUUCUAGCAACUUACGAAGAGGAGCGACGGCCGAUCGGUGAAAAGCUCGUAGAGCUCGACGAGUAUUUGUCCAAAGGUCUCGGCGCAGCAGCAGAGGAUAGGGGCACGCUGAUGCAGGUUUACGACCUAUUGCGGAAGUUCACUGACGGCAGAGCAGUUGUCUACAGACCUGGACUUGCUGUUGCUCAGGAGUUUGGUCAUGGUCCUGCUUGGGGUAUCCAACUGGGUACGCGUUUGCAUAACCACUAUAUUCGAGGUCAAUCUACCUCUUGGCUGGCGCAGGUGAUGGAUCUGCUGCCCAGCAAUGGUCGAUGGCGCCUUAUCGUUUACGGCGGUGACAUCUCCGACGACGUCCAACGUGGCCGAGUCAACCAGCUGGGUCGUGCGAUUGCUGCGCCCAAGGGCCUCGUCCAUCGAUAUCGAUCACUCACGCCUGGAAAACCUUGGCUCGAGGUUUUGCUUAUCCAUACCGCCGAUGUGGCGUCUGUCAGUCGUGAAACGUUGCACGAAGCCUACCACCCACAACAGGAAAAGUAUGGCGGCACUUCGUGGCACCAGGUAUGGGCUGAAGAGUUUCUACCACGCCAGAAGGGAAGCGUCUCACCGGGUCCAGCUCACCGGUCAUUGGGCAUUGACCCCAAUAUUGGGGCAAUGGCUAUGAUCAGACCGGAUACUUUUGUUGGGUGGGCUGGAGGCUACGAGGAUCUGCCUGAUCUUGAGAAAUACUGUGCUGGGCUAUUCGUCGCGUGA
Molecule: messenger RNA, 1938 nt
Organism: Fonsecaea multimorphosa CBS 102226
Lineage: Eukaryota; Fungi; Ascomycota; Eurotiomycetes; Chaetothyriales; Herpotrichiellaceae
Exons: 3
Coding region: 1-1938 (645 amino acids)
Molecular function (GO): FAD binding
Source: RefSeq, a predicted model, not a curated record